This is a messenger RNA of Xylona heveae TC161, 1305 nucleotides long. Its product is annotated as mediator of RNA polymerase II transcription subunit 7. Bases 42 to 836 code for a protein of 264 amino acids. The transcript has 2 exons. The record is from RefSeq and is a predicted model, not a curated record. NCBI's taxonomy places the organism in Eukaryota, Fungi, Ascomycota, Xylonomycetes, Xylonales, Xylonaceae. Gene Ontology annotation, cellular component: core mediator complex; mediator complex. Gene Ontology annotation, molecular function: transcription coregulator activity. Gene Ontology annotation, biological process: regulation of transcription by RNA polymerase II.
CGUCUGUUUAACAUCGCUUUGCUUUGAGGGAAGAUAGGAAUAUGGCAGACCAACAACAGAACAAUGUUCUCUCAGCCGUAUUUCCGGCUCCAGCGCCAUUUUACAAGUAUUUUACCCCCGCGAACCUAGCCCGGCUGGAGGAAUACCGGCGAGCACACGAGACCAAACGCGCGUCAGACGAGACCUCCGAAGCUCUGACUACGAGCGAUCAGCACGUCGAUAUCGCAGAUCUUUCUCCAGAGCUUCGAUUUCUUAUCCCACCCGAGCCUCCAGCCGACGGUGUCUAUCGGAGCUUUGGAGACAUAUAUAAUAUCAAUGACAUACUUCCAUCGCUCAGCGACCAAGGCAUCGAGCAAUUAUAUCCAUCGCACUCGUCUCAGCAACCGCAGUCUCCUCAAGACUCCACUACCCAUUCGGCUUGGACAUUUGAUCACACAUUCUACUUGCGAAAACUCGCGAAAUCGCUCUUGCUCAACUUUUUAGAGCUUGUGGGAACGCUCUCUAUCGCGCCGGACCAAUAUGGACGCAAAAUCGAGGAUUUGCGGACACUCUUCAUCAAUUCUCAUCAUCUCAUCAAUGAGUACAGGCCUCAUCAGGCGAGAGAGAGCUUAAUCACAAUGAUGGAAGAACAGCUAGAAAGCAGCAAGAAAGAGACAGAGGGAGUACGAAAGAUGAAGGAGAAGGUGGAAGAAGUCCUGCGGCAACUGGCAUCAGGAGAGUUGGAUCUGGCAGACACUGCAGCUCCUAGCGAUCAGAAGGAAGGAGAAAGAUCGAAGGCAGAUCUCGAUGAGCAAAGAAAUAUAUGGGCUGCCUUGGAGGUUGAACCAGGCCCCUGAAUAAGCCACCCUGCAACGAGCCAUUUUACUUGCAUCUAUGGAACACACUGCCGCGUUGUGUUAGGACCUGUGGUUACUCUUGCGGACAGUCAAGAAUUCAUCCUGUCGCCUUAUCCCACACCGAAUAAAUUAUGGCGUGUAUGGAGUGUGACAGGGGCUUUAAAGCUUAUCUUCAUGCUCAGGAGCUGCAACUCUCCGCUGCCAUCCCGCGAAGGGGAAACCCUCCACACGUCAAGUCAUAUGCAUUCAGCUAUUCAUGCCUAGCAUCUGAGGAUGCUCAAACAACGGCAUCCAAUGGCAUCCAAUGCAGCGCGUCAAGAAGUGCCUUUCUUCAAGAUAUUGUUCAUCAGACUAUGCAUUAAGCAUUAAAUAGAGAUUUGAUCUGCGGAUCAUCAAUUAGUCUAUGUCUCUCAUAUAUACCUAGAGAACUCGCGCAUUAGAUAAAGUAGCUGUCACAGCGGCACACGCC